This is a messenger RNA of Misgurnus anguillicaudatus (oriental weatherfish), 3210 nucleotides long. Its product is annotated as volume-regulated anion channel subunit LRRC8D. Gene Ontology annotation, cellular component: cytoplasm. Gene Ontology annotation, molecular function: protein binding. Lineage: Eukaryota; Metazoa; Chordata; Actinopteri; Cypriniformes; Cobitidae. The record is from RefSeq and is a predicted model, not a curated record.
UGCAAACGUGGCCAAAAAUAUGCGUUUAUUGUUUAGAAACAUUUCUCUCUUGCCUCAAAGUGGUUUGGUCACAUAGCUGUGGCGGGCUUCUUUGCGCGUCUUUUAGUUUGCGUUAUUUCGCGCCUUUACAAAGUUAAUCGGCUUAAUUCAGGAGCAACAGCACAGAGCAGCGAACUCAACUUAAAAUACAAGUUAUUGAUGUGUUGUUGAAUAAACCGGCCUGAACCGGACUUCAAUGCAAGACUCUGGAGUUGAAAGCGUUUUAUAAAAGUGUCUGCUUAAAUCCGAGUGAUGUUUUCUCUCUCUGAGCUGUGUUCAGUGGGUGAGCGACAGAGCACUUCUAAGAUACUGAAGCCGUGGCCGGAGGUGUUCAUGGAUCACUUGCUGGUUCUGAUGCUGAUGGUGUGCAUCAUUGCGUGCACGCUGCUGCUGUCACGUGACGGGCUUGUGUGCGUUCCCGUACACGGUAACUCCAGCUCCUCUACGGAGUCCGGGUACGACCCGCUCUUUACGAGCCUGCCGAAGGGUCGACGGACCAACCUGGACUAUCAACAAUACAUCUACGUCGGUCACAUGUGCUAUCACGAGGGGUUAUCCUGGGGCUCGCGGCUCUUGCCGUACGUGACGCUGCUUAACACUUUAGUGCUGCUGUCCAGCGGCUGCUUCUGGUUUCAUUUUCCUUUAACGUCAGCCCGAAUCGAGCACUUUCUGUCCAUUCUCGACAGGUGUUGCGAUUCGCCCUGGACGACUCGAGCUCUGUCCUACACAGUCCAGCUGGACGCGGCCCAGAGCCGUUUCUCGGAGACGGAACAGACGGUGCAACCCAAACGUCAAGCGACAUCUUCAUCCAAAACACGCAAGUGGAGCAUGGACUCUGGAGUUGACAGCCCCCUGCUGGUGGGGGCCGAUUGCGCAUCCACUGCCAAUCAAAUGUCCUCGUCUCCCCCCACAGGAUUCCACUGCUCCUCGCACUCCGGUCAGUCGCCGGUGGAGCGCAAGAUGCCGCCGGAGGCUUCUCGAUCUGCAGCUCUGUUAGAUCGUAAAGACCGCGAGCAGACGCGAGCACUGUUCGAAAGAGUGCGCAGAUUCCGCGCGCAUUGUGAAAGCUCAGAUGUUGUCUUUAAGGUGUACACGGCACAGACUGUGUUUAAAGUUCUGAUGUUCAUUGUGAUCAUGAUCUACACAACUCCACUGCUGGACUCCAUCUCAUUCAGUUUCAUCUGCAGACCGCAGUCUGACGCGCUGACCGGUUACAGCGUCUUCCAGUGCAGCCGUUUGCUCUCCUCUCACCUGCGUCAACUCAUGCAGGCCUACAUCUCACUGCUCAUUCUGUUCGGUGUGCUCGCCAUCUACACCCUGCUGUGGAUCUCUCAGAAGUACGUUAUUAAUCAUAGAAAUAAACUCCGGGGCGGAUACGCAACGGAUCCAGACCAGAACUGCCAACUGCGGAAACGGACCUGGUCGUUGAGAGAGUAUUCAUUCCAGAGCCAGCAUGAGACGGGAUUCGUGUUUGAUGUACCGGAGCUUCACAAUGACUUGGCCUUUCUGCUACACAUGGCCGAUCAAUACGCCCCUCUUCUGGCUCAGCGUCUCUCUGUAUUCCUGUCACCGGUCUGUGAGAAUCAUCUGCUGAAGGAAAGUGUGGAGCGUCUAUGGGGAGCUGAACGUCUGCGGUCAUUGAUCACCUGUGAUCAGCGAGGUCGCUCUGUGCUUCAGCUGGUGGCUCUUCCACAUCUACCAGCAGCUCUUUUCUCUCUCAACCAACUGCAUGUGCUGAAGUUAGAGCUCAUUGGAGAGGCCAAACUCACAGCACAAAUAACCAACAUGACUGCACUCAGUGAGAUGCAUCUGUAUAACUGCUCUGCAGCAGUGGAGCCUGAAGCACUGCAACACCUGCAGGAACACCUAGAGACGCUGCAUCUCACCUUCACCAAACCCACCGAGAUCCCGGUCUGGAUGUACUCGCUCCACAACCUGCGAGAGCUUCACCUGACCGGCAACCUGUGCGGUGAGGGUGACACGGGCCGUGGCUGGGCCCUCAGCAGCCUGCGUCAGCUGCAUCACCUGCGCGUCCUGGUGCUGUGCGGGACGCUGCAGAAAAUCCCCAAGGAGCUGAGUGAGCUGUCGGAGAGCUUGGUAAGACUGGAGAUACGUAACGAGGGAACCAGGCUGCUGGUGUUGACCGGACUGAAGCGUCUGACCGGACUCGCAGAAGUGCUGCUACAGGACUGCCAGCUGGAACGCCUGCCAUCCGCCCUGUUGGCGCUGACAGGUCUGCGCAGUUUGGACAUGCAACACAACGGUCUGCGUACUCUAGAAGAGCUGCUGGGACUGCAACAUCUACAUCAUCUGUCCUGCCUGCGGCUGGCACACAAUCACGUGUUGUCUCUGCCUCCCAGCGUCGCAGUUCUGCGCUCAUUGGAGAUCCUGGAUUUGUCGCACAACCAUCUGGAGAACCUUCCACCAGCUCUCUUCACGCUGCAUAGACUACGACGUCUUCUGCUCGCUGAAAACCUCUUGGAGGAGAUGCCGGCACACGUGGGAUCCCUGAAGCUCCUCACUGAACUAGAUCUCACUGGAAACCAACUCAAACAUCUACCCGAGGAGCUGUUUCAUAGCUGCGCUGAACUCCGCAUCUUGAACGUGGCGAAUAACUCGAUAGGCUUCUUGCCCUCUGACGUGGGAAUUCUGAGUAAACUCUCUCGUCUGGAUAUACGGGGCAACUGUCUGGACGAGCUGCCGGUCGAGUUGGGGAGCUGCUUUGGGCUUCGUGGAGGGGGUUUACUGGUGGAAAACGUGAUGAUGCACACUUUGCCUCGACAGAUCAGAGACUUACUACUACAGCCGGGAUCUGUGUCCUGCCCUUUCUCCGAAUCUCCAUCCCGGCCAAAUUCCGACUGCUUUCCUAACUUUUCCACUGCACAGUGGAGCUUCUACUCGGCGCAGGAGUCUCGAAUAUAAAGCCUCUCUGAAGUCUGGUAUUUCCUUAUAAACACCAUUAUAACUAAUAUUACUAAAAUAAAAGUAAAGUAUCCAUAGAGUAGACACACCGUUGUGUUCUGAUGACUGAUGUGGAUGUUAUGCUGUCGUAAAAAAAGGUUUUUCUGUGUGAGGGAGAAAUAUUAUAACCUGUAUUGAUACAUAUAAUGUAUCUCUUAAAAAGACAUUAAUUACUUAAAUAUAUAAUAAAAGUAUUUUUACUUAAAGGAA